Messenger RNA from Mesocricetus auratus (golden hamster), 2116 nucleotides. RefSeq names its product coiled-coil domain containing 25 (gene Ccdc25). The transcript is spliced from 9 exons. Lineage: Eukaryota; Metazoa; Chordata; Mammalia; Rodentia; Cricetidae. The record is from RefSeq and is a predicted model, not a curated record. Bases 116 to 742 code for a protein of 208 amino acids.
ACCGCACGUCCGCCGGAAGUGUCUGCAGGAGAGCCUGGGAGCCGGCUCGCCCUCGCGCCGGUGGGAUCCUGAGCUUGGCUAUUUGAGCGGGAGGUGCUACUCGUCUACCAGAAUCAUGGUGUUCUAUUUCACCAGCACUAGUGUUAACUCAUCUACUUACACUAUUUACAUGGGAAAGGAUAAAUAUGAAAAUGAAGAUCUGAUAAAGUAUGGCUGGCCUGAAGAUAUUUGGUUUCACGUGGACAAACUCUCUUCGGCUCAUGUAUACCUUCGAUUACAAAAGGGAGAGAAGAUAGAAGACAUUCCAAAGGAGGUUCUGAUGGACUGUGCCCACCUUGUGAAGGCCAAUAGCAUUCAAGGAUGCAAGAUGAACAACAUUAAUGUGGUGUACACGCCAUGGUCUAAUCUGAAGAAGACAGCUGACAUGGAUGUGGGGCAGAUAGGCUUUCACAGGCAGAAGGAUGUAAAAAUUGUGACUGUGGAGAAGAAAGUGAAUGAAAUCUUGAACCGAUUAGAAAAGACCAAAUUGGAGAAGUUUCCCGACCUAGCAGCAGAGAAAGAAGGCCGAGAUCGCGAAGAGAGGAAUGAGAAAAAAGCUCAGAUUCAGGAAAUGAAAAGGAGAGAGAAAGAAGAAAUGAAGAAGAAACGAGAAAUGGAUGAACUCAGGAGCUACUCGUCACUAAUGAAAGUUGAGAACAUGUCCUCAAAUCAAGAUGGUUACGAUUCUGAUGAGUUCAUGUGAGCUGAGCAAAGGACCCUGGGAAGACAUGAAUGUUCAGGCUAUUACAGAUCUUUUGAUUUCACCUAUGUUCUGAAUUACAGAAACCAACCAACCAAAACUCUACGUUCAUUCUACGUAGACAUCAUUCAUUUUGGAGCUUUUUUUUAAAAGUCAUUCUUUUUACCCAUGAAAAGAACAGAUGUGUAAUAUAGUUGAACCUGAAGACAACUUAUAACUCUAGGAAAAGAAAAAUAUUUUUGACAGAACAUUUGUCAGUACCUCAUAAAGGCUGGCUGCCUUUCUUCUUGAGAUAGGUAUUUCAGCAGACCUACUCUGGAAGGUGCUUCUGUGGCUGUGGUCUAUCCUGGAAACAGACAUCACGAAAUGCUUUUCUUUUUUCUAAAAUAUCUCUGCUUCUGUUAAGACUGUCAGUGAGUUACUAGGCCAGCACCCCUGAUGACAAUUUCCUGGUUAGGAGAAGGGUAUGUGAGUUUUGAAGACAGUGGUAGUACUUAAGGCUUUGAUUUCAGUAUCAACACGUUCUCUCUUGUUGGUACCAGAGUAGCCGGCCCAUUUCUUACCAUACUCCAAGGAUCUGAAGGCCCCCAUCUUAGCAUCACAGUUACGCAGUUGAUCUUAACCAAGUUUAGGAACUUGUUACCUGAACCACAAGUGACCUAAGCCACAGAUAUGACAACUAGGCUCUGAAGUCAUUUCUCUGUGUGGAGGGAGACACGAAGGGGUGCUCUUCUGGUAGUGUGAGUGACAGUUGGCCUCAUUUUUGUCUUGACUAUAUCAUGAAACAAAAGUCCACAGUGGAUUGUGAGUUUUAGAAAGAAUCAAGCAUUUUCCUAGUCAGCAAAUCAUCUAUUUCCUUACUUUGAAAUAUUUAUUUUGAAUUGUGACCCCAGAGUUGUAGGCUCAAUGACUUCACAUGGAGCACUGGUAGUGGCCUGAGCCACCUGCUCUCGGUAGAUACAUUUUUAGUACAGUGUUUAAGGGAACCCUGAAGAGACGCAGCAAACAGUGAGAGAGGAGAAAGCAAAGCCUGUGGGGAAGUGGCAUGCCGAUCUGUAUUUUAGCAUACCACACAGUGCCCACAGCGGUGGGUGCUAAGCCAGCAGAAAUGAUUUCUUCAGCAAAUGUACCAGCUGUCAUCACUGAAGUAUGGGCAAAACCAGAAGGCUGGUGACCCUUAGAACUCCAAGAUGAGUAUGAGCUGACCUGGAAAAUUCCCUGAACAUUAACUCAUUAGCCACAUUGGAGAGGAUAUGGAAGUCCGCACCAGAGGGGGUAUGUGUGUUUGUGUGUGUGUGUGUGUGUGUGUGAGACAUUUAGACUGGAGUUCUGUGAUGUAAAAAAAUUAUAAUAAAGUAUCAUUUUUAUCAGAAAGGA